AUGGCAUCGUCUCAACCACGACAAAACUUCGCGGCCGAAGUGGAGGCCUGUAUCAACAAACAGAUCAAUCUGGAACUGUACGCCUCCUACUGCUACCUGUCGAUGGCCUACUACUUCGACCGAGAUGAUGUGGCGCUGCCCGGCUUCUACAAGUUCUUCGCCAAACAGUCGGAUGAGGAGCGCACCCACGCCUCCCGUCUCAUGAAGUACCAGAACAAAAGGGGCGGAAGGAUUGUCCUCCAGAGUGUGGAGAAGCCGUCGCUCGACGAUUGGGGUUCGGGUAUCGACGCCAUGCAGGCGGCGCUCAAUCUCGAGAAGACUGUCAAUCAGAUGUUUCAAUUGAGACGUCCAUACGAUCUGAUGUCACUCUUGCAUCAGGAGAAGAGGGCCGAUAAGUUGGCCGCCAUUAAGAACCAACUGAUCCAACAGAAGGAGGAGAUCGAGUCCGACUCCACCGCAAACAAUGAUGAAUCGGAGGAAGACGUGGAACAGUUGGUUGGAAAUAAUUUUGUAAAUAUAGUAGCGAUUGAUUCGAGGCCUGAAAAACACGAACCAAACUGUAGUCAAAUAAUGCCAAUGGAUUUCAGUAUGUCUUCGUUCGAGCAUUUGCCGUCUGUUCGCGACCGACGAUCACUACAAAUAGAUCCGGAGAGUGAAAUCCACACCACUAUAACCAACUUAGAGGACAUCGGAGACUACGGCGACGCUGUCUAUGAGGCGCUCAAACAAAACUCGAGUUCGUGGCUGUUGUACACAAUGGCCUCGUUUUACUGGCGCGCCGUCGGCAACGCCGGCGAGUCGAUAGAGUGCCUCCGGCGGGCCAUUCACCUGACGCCCUAUCAGUACCGACACAUACCGUUGGUAUCAUUGGGUAAUGUUCUGCACCGGAGUAAGAGCUCCGAAGAGGCGGCGAUUGUCAUACACGCGGCCAUCGAUGUGGCGCCGGACGCCACCAUUUCUCACUACACUCUCGGCAAUAUCUAUGCAGUGAUGGCGGACUAUAACAAAUCAGUCAUUUGUUUUGAUAACGUAUUGAAAUUGGAUCCGGAGUUCGAAGAGGCGAAGCUCAGGAAAUACGCCGUCCUCUGCCAUAACCGGGUCGAGAAGGCCCUCAAAGCACAGCACGAUACUCUCCAGAAGACAUUAGAAGAACUACAAGGCUAUCAGAAACAACAGGAACUAUGGCUACACUAUCAGCAAAAGUUGCUGUCAGAACAGGCGCCGCCGGGAACACUACUGGAGCAGCGGUUACACUACCGGGAGUACAAAAUACGCGAAAUCAUCGACUCGACCAAUAGGGGCCACAAGAAUGGCGCGCAGAUACUGCACAGCGGCGGCGGUAACGGUGUGGUGGGCUCGGCCUCAGGCGGCAACUCAAACACCCAUUCGCUGAACGGUGUGGCCGAGAGCGCGGCCGCCGCCGCUGCCGCCUGCGUCACAGUGGAUGCUAACGGCGUGAACGCCAAGAAAGGUAACGCCGGCGACUGUCAUAUGGUUCCCAUUCUGAUACCCAUCACGUUUGUGCCGCCCUCUUGAUGUGUGCCCACACACACACACACCCCCGUCCGCCCAUCGAUUGCUUCCCUUUCCCUCCAUUUCCUCCCCUUCCGUCCCCUUCAAAGAAAAUGUUGAAAAUAUUUAUCUAUAUUUUUAAUUUAUUAUAUUUGUCGCCGAGUUUUGCCGUGUGUUUAGUGUCAGAGAUAUUAAUUCAUUUAACGCCAGUAAUAACGAGUA
Molecule: messenger RNA, 1734 nt
Organism: Medioppia subpectinata
Lineage: Eukaryota; Metazoa; Arthropoda; Arachnida; Sarcoptiformes; Oppiidae
Source: the annotation of a GenBank genome assembly